UCCCAUAAUGCAAUUCCGUAAAAAUGGCAUCUUACGUAAGUCGUCUGCUGCGACCAUCUCGUCGAAUUCUUUCCAAUUUUGAGAGAAAAUGUUUCGUAUUAAGAGGGACGGCAUUCAUGAGUACAUAUCAGUCUCCUCCAGGUGAGCCUAGCAUUCCAGAGUGGAAGCAGCCACAGAAUGAAACCAUUGAGCUGAAAAGAGCAAGGCUCCUUUAUCAGAGUCGGAAAAGAGGGAUGCUGGAAAAUGGAAUCAUUCUAAGCACAUUUGCUGGUCGUUAUUUAGAGGGAUUUGAUGAAGAACAACUUGACCAGUAUGAUAACCUGAUCAAUAAACCUGGCAAUGAUUGGGAUCUCUUCUAUUGGGUAGUUGAGCACAAGCCAACACCUGAGGAAUACGACCAUGGAGUCAUGGAUCUCUUGAAGACGUUUGCAAAGAAUCCUGACAUGGAAUCACGCAUCAGGCAACCUGAUCUUUCAGAGAAUGAACAGAGGCACACAUGAGAAAUGAUGACCGGUCAAGAGAAAUUAUGUCCUUCUUGAGAAAUGGACUGUUUGAAUUAAAAUAGGUCAAACCGAAUGUGGUUUAUAUUGACUUGAUCUACAAACAGAUGGUCUAAUUCUCCAAUCUUCUAACACCAUCAUGGCUUAAUCCACUUGGUCUAAUAUCAGUUUGGUCUAAUAUCCAUUUGAUCUAUCCACCACUUGGUCUCGCUGCCUUUGGUCUAAUGCCCAGACGGUCUAAUAACCACUUUUGCCUACUUAUUAUUUUGCACUUUGUCAAAUGAAAAUGUGGCUCAUAAACAGUUUAUCAAUUCACAUACACUAGGGGUGUAUAGACCAAGUGUAUUUUAGAUGGAAUGCAUAUGGCCUAAAUGGAAAGUAGACCAAGUGGUCGAUGGGCUAAAUGGCAGUUAGACCAAAUAGUAGAUGAACUGGUUGUAGGCUAAGUAUGAUUAGACCAUGUGGGACGAAACCAAAUGGAAAGUUGACCAAGUGGCAAUUUACUACUGGGCAAUUCCAUAAAA
Molecule: messenger RNA, 1024 nt
Organism: Lytechinus variegatus (green sea urchin)
Lineage: Eukaryota; Metazoa; Echinodermata; Echinoidea; Temnopleuroida; Toxopneustidae
Product: succinate dehydrogenase assembly factor 2, mitochondrial-like
Exons: 4
Coding region: 24-500 (158 amino acids)
Biological process (GO): tricarboxylic acid cycle; protein-FAD linkage; mitochondrial electron transport, succinate to ubiquinone
Cellular component (GO): mitochondrion
Source: RefSeq, a predicted model, not a curated record